GACAGUUUCAUCAGCAGCCCUCUCGGUUAGGGGAGGAGUCGUGCACAUGCGGGGCCCACCUCUGCUCAAGAGUUUGUGUGAUAAAUGAAAGAAUAAGAGCUUAACGAAGAUGAACAAGACUCAAUAGAAGACAGGCAGGUACAUAGACGGGACAAGCUAAACUGAAGCUUCAACAAGUCAAUUUAGCAAAGUUACUGCCAUGCUGCUGCGAAGGCUGACCCUGUGUUCAAGGACCCCCCUGGAUUUCCAGAGACACGUAUACCGGCUGCUCGCCAGACCGCUGACUCAAGCUCCCCAGGGGAGAGCUCAUGGCAGCUCCUUUGCACAUCGCAGCGAACUGCGUCAAGCCAAGAGGAUCGUAGUCAAGCUCGGCAGUGCUGUGGUCACCCGGGGCGAUGAAUGUGGACUGGCUCUGGGGAGGCUGGCCUCUAUUGUGGAGCAGGUGGCCAUGCUGCAGAAUCAAGGCAGGGAGAUGAUGAUCGUCACCAGUGGAGCAGUGGCCUUUGGCAAGCAAAGAUUAAGACAUGAGAUCCUGCUGUCCCAGAGUGUACGACAGGCGCUGCACUCAGGACACAAUCAGCUCAAAGACAUGUCUUUGCCGGUGCUGGAGGCUCGGGCCUGUGCUGCAGCUGGACAGAGUGGCCUGAUGGCCCUGUACGAAGCCAUGUUCACCCAGUACAGCACUUGCACUGCACAGGUGCUCGUGACAAAUCUGGAUUUCCAUGAUGAUGACAAGAGGCAGAACCUGAACAGCACACUGCAGGAGCUGCUACGCAUGAACAUCGUGCCCAUCAUCAACACCAAUGAUGCUGUGGUGCCCCCACCGGAGCCCAACAGCGACCUGCAGGGGGUAAAUGUGAUCAGCAUUAAGGACAAUGACAGUCUGGCGGCGCGGCUAGCUGUGGAGAUGAAGGCUGAUUUGCUCAUCGCGUUGUCUGACGUGGAAGGACUGUACAACAGCCCUCCUGGAACAGAUGACGCUAAGCUCAUUGACAUCUUCUACCCUGGAGACCAGCAGUCCAUCACCUACGGUACAAAGUCCAGAGUUGGACUUGGAGGCAUGGAAGCCAAAGUCAAAGCUGCACUCUGGGCCCUGCAGGGCGGCACCUCUGUGGUCAUUGCAAAUGGCACCCACCCGAAAGUGACAGGCCAUGUCAUCACUGACAUUGUGGAGGGCAAGAAGGUGGGAACAUUCUUCUCUGAGAUCAAACCUGCUGGCCCAACUGUGGAGCAACAGACAGAGAUGGCACGUAACUGUGGAAGAACCCUGGCAUCUCUACACCCAGACCAGAGGAGUGAGAUCAUCUGCCAUCUAGCAGAGCUGUUGGUCGAAAGGAAGGAAGAGAUUCUGGCUGCCAACAAGGUGGACAUGGACCUGGCUGGAAAUGCAGGCCAUUUACCACCAGCCAUGCUAAAGCGUCUGAGUUUGACACCAGCCAAACUUAACAGCUUGGCCAUAGGUCUGCGGCAGAUAGCUGUGGCCGCCCAGGACAGUGUGGGUCGCGUGCUACGCAGGACCAGGGUGGCUCACAACCUGGAGCUGGAGCAGAUCACUGUGCCCAUCGGAGUUCUUCUGGUCAUCUUUGAGGCCCGACCUGACUGCCUGCCACAGGUGUCAGCACUGUCCAUAGCCAGUGGCAACGCCCUCCUGCUGAAGGGAGGCAAAGAGGCAGCCAACACCAAUCGUGUCCUCCACGAACUCACCCAGGAAGCCCUUUCCAUGCACGGGGUCAGGGAGGCUGUGCAGCUGGUGAGCACUCGUGAGGAGGUGGAGGACCUGUGCCGACUGGACAAGGUGAUCGACUUGAUUAUCCCUCGAGGUUCAUCCCAGCUGGUGCGGGACAUCCAGCGGGCGGCCAAGGGCAUCCCGGUGCUCGGUCACAGUGAGGGAAUCUGCCACGUCUACGUCGAUGCAGAUGCCAGCAUUGACAAAGUCAUCAAAAUUGUCAGAGACUCCAAGUGCGACUAUCCAGCUGCCUGUAAUGCCAUGGAAACUCUGCUGAUCCACAGGGACAUCCUCAGGACCCCACUGUUUGACCAGAUCAUUGACAUGUUACGAACUGAGCGGGUGAAGAUUCAUGCAGGUCCUCGGUUCGCCUCCUAUCUGACGUUUAGCCCAUCAGAGGCAAAGUCCCUGCGGACAGAGUACGGUGACCUGGAGUGCUGCAUGGAGGUGGUGGACAGCAUGCAGGAGGCUGUGGACCAUAUUCACAAGUAUGGCAGCUCCCACACAGAUGUAAUCAUCACAGAAAAUGAGGACACGGCGGAGCAGUUCCUGCAGCAGCUGGACAGCGCCUGUGUUUUCUGGAACGCAAGCUCACGUUUUGCUGAUGGCUACCGCUUUGGACUGGGAGCAGAGGUUGGCAUUAGCACAGCUCGCAUCCACGCCCGCGGCCCAGUUGGGCUGGAGGGGCUGCUCACCACGAAGUGGGUCCUAAGAGGUGACGGGCACACAGCAGCCGACUUCUCAGAACACGGUACCAUGAAGUACCUCCAUGAAAACCUGCCUGUUGAGCAGCCGCUAGCCGGACAGAGGGACAGCAACUAGACCAAAGUCUUCCGCAACUCUCACUUGGCCUUAACAUUGGUCAGAAUGGUUCGCACUGGCCACCAGCAGCUCCCCUCAGGGUCUUGUUGCAGAUAAUGACUGAUGUCACUUUUGAAACUUCAAGGAAAGAGACGUUUAGCAUUAGCAGGUCCAUUUUAUCAGCAUAGGCUUGAGACUUGUUUCUAUUCAGACUGUACUGUUGUUCAUGGAUGAAGAGUUUACAUAUGCCUUAAAUUCUACCUCAGCUUAUUAUACUUUUAUAUAUGAGCAGGUAAGUGGCCCUCAUUGGCAUUUACAAAACAAAGCUGCGAUAAUACAAUAAUACAUUAAGCUUGGAAGCUGUGUGCAUGAAGGAACUCAACUCUUUAAGAAAAAUACACAGUUGCAGUUGAUUUCAGACUUAGAGCAGUUUUAAGUUCACAUAAUAUUUAAUUCAAUACAUUGUACACAUGUCCUCCUUUUCCAGCUGUAAUCCUUGAAAUUGUUGUAUCAAAGGACAUGAAGUAUCAACGACGUACUCUGAAUCAUAAUUUUAUUUAUUUAUUUUUGCAUUUUUUUAUAAGGCAAUCACAGGACAGGGCUUUGAAACAGACACUAAUUAACUAAAAUUUAGUUUAUUCAUAAAAUGUGAAAAAGACAGACAUUGUAACCAAAAGGUACUUUGCCCAUUUCAUUGUGUAAAGCUAACUAAAAAGUUAGUGAAGCAGACAAUAACAGUAUUUUUGUAUAUUUAUCUAAAAUAAAUUUUGUUUAUUUGAUAUACAUUGUAUAUUAUAAUCUGUUCUUUCAGAAAAUGAAGUUCCAGCUCUAAUUAUACAUAUUAUGUAACCAAAGGCCCAAUUUUAUUUUAGCUGAUUGCACAGGUUCCUUACCCACAAGGUUUCAUACUCCCUGUACUCUAUUUGCUGUCUUUGUCCAUGUAACACCAGUUUAUGUUUUCUUACUGUAAUUCCAGGUUGCAUGUUUCGUUGUCUGCCUGUUUCUUAAUGCACAGCUAUUUUGAUGAGAUGAGGUGCUGGUGCACAUAAAUUCAGACAUGUUGUAAUACAACUUGGCAAAUGUGUUUUACAGAUUUUAAGAUUUUUCUGAAUUCAACUUCAUUACAUUUCAGAAAUUUACCAGUUUUAUUUUAUACUGUAAAGUUAAAGUAUACACUCCAGCUUGUAUGCAUCCAUUUUAUUUACUGUUUUGUAUUUAUUUGAUCAUCAUCAGUUGUGCUCAUUUUUCCAUGCUUUGCGUUUUUUCCUGCUUGUUCCUUGUGGCGCCCAGAGCCCCUGUCAGUGCAGGAACAGUAAUUGACAAGCUGCCUCCUUCAAGCUGGAGGGGAGAACAUGACUGCUUUUAAAUUAAGCUCUGUAACAUUCCAGCCUCUGAGCUCCUAUGUGAUGUCUUGCAGUGCACACUUAAGGAUUGGUUUGGUUGUUUAAUAGUAGCAUUGUCGAAUAAAAAAUAUUGAAAAAGAAUAUUUUUGGGAU
Scatophagus argus is the source of this 4023-nucleotide messenger RNA. RefSeq names its product aldehyde dehydrogenase 18 family, member A1 (gene aldh18a1). The record is from RefSeq and is a predicted model, not a curated record. The transcript has 18 exons. NCBI's taxonomy places the organism in Eukaryota, Metazoa, Chordata, Actinopteri, Scatophagidae. Gene Ontology annotation, cellular component: mitochondrion; cytoplasm. Gene Ontology annotation, molecular function: ATP binding; glutamate-5-semialdehyde dehydrogenase (NADP+) activity; glutamate 5-kinase activity. Bases 200 to 2548 code for a protein of 782 amino acids.